Messenger RNA from Halichondria panicea, 2773 nucleotides. RefSeq lists its product as uncharacterized. Gene Ontology annotation, cellular component: plasma membrane; nucleus; cytoplasm. Gene Ontology annotation, molecular function: protein binding; GTPase activator activity. The record is from RefSeq and is a predicted model, not a curated record. Lineage: Eukaryota; Metazoa; Porifera; Demospongiae; Suberitida; Halichondriidae. The transcript is spliced from 11 exons. The coding region runs from base 188 to 2647 and encodes 819 amino acids. Gene Ontology annotation, biological process: regulation of G protein-coupled receptor signaling pathway.
GUAGAUCUAGUAGGGCCUCGAUUCUCUUCGCGGCCUGUACAGUUCUAGAGGCUAGAACUGUACAGACUGUGACAGGAGAGACGGACAGAACACUGACGUAGAUCUACUGAUCAGACUCAGACGGGUAUUAGAUAUAGCCUAGCUGUUACCUGCUCAGCAAGAGUAAGGGUCUCACAUUUACCGAAACAUGGCCUCUAUGUCAGCUCCUAGAAGCAGCGAUCAAUCUAUUGAAUACAAAACUAUGGUCAAAUGUGCAUCCUCAAGUUUGGAUUGCAUCAAAUCGUCACCAAACAGCAUUGGAACAGCAAUGUUUGCAGAAGGCUACAUCUCCGAGUAUGUUAGAGAUAGUGUUGGUGAUACGAGUGUAUCCAAAGUCGACAAAGCACAACUUCUUCUAAAUACCAUAACCGAUCAUGUAAAAACUGAUCCCCUUGCUUACCAUGGCUUUGUUGAGAUCAUCAGAAAGGAAGGUACAUGGGCAUCUUGUUAUUUGGAGCGACUUCAGAACGUCUAUGAAGAGCUUAGCCUUGAAGCACGGCAAAUUGAGGAACAGUGCUCGAGUGAUUCUGAUGCUUCCUUUCAUUCCCUCCCUGACGAGUUAUCUUCUCUCAAAAUAGAUGCGAACGUUACCUCAAAAGGAUUCAUUUGUCCUUUUUGUCAAAAUUGUUCUUUCGAAUCGUUCUUGCAAAGUAGUUGUCCACAUGCUGCGGAGACAGAGAAGCUUGAGUGCAAGGCCUUUUUCCCAUUUUUAAAUUGCUCCAAAAUCGAUCCUGAAGAUAAGAAAGAUCUAGAAUGGCACCUUCUUCAGGAUUAUCAAAAGAUUCUAAAGUCUUAUGCUCGCUUGGAAAAUUCACUAAUCAACUCUCUUGAAUCUUCUGAAGUGAACAUUGAAAAACUUGACAACUUUGUUUGGAAUCUCGUAGUGCCACCUCAAACGCAGCAGCAGAAAAGAGUCGAAAAGGCUGAAACAGUGACAGAAAUAUUUAAAAGUAUACGUCCUCACAAAUCGUUCUUCAAUUGUGAUAUUGUAGAAGAAGUUUCAAAAGAGUUCGGAACACCUGCCGAUAAUAAAUUAGUUGCCAAGUAUGUAGCUACCUUGAAUGAAUACUGUAAACGCAGUGUGUUUGAAGUUCCUCCUGUCUUUUUUCAGUAUCCCUCUGAAAGGAAUGAUUGCAAACUGUUUGCUUUUAAAUACACUCCAGGAAACCCUGUUACGCUGGGAGACGUUCAGAUCAUACGUAGAAAAAUUGCUUCUAUUCUUGGAAUUAAUGCGAGACUAUUGCAGCUUUGUUCGAUCGAAGAGGGGUGUGUAAAAAUGGUCUUCCUUGUGCCCGAGUUUGUUGUUGAAGUUAUUGACUCCAUUACUGUGAAACAGACGUCUGCACUUACAGAUCUUCACAUCGAGAUUGUACCAGUAAUUGACAGCCAUCAACCACUCCCGGAUUCUAUCACAUUUUCUGAUAUAAAGAAAGUGGAAUCUCUAAAAGCUACCAAUAAAGAUCUCUCCUUCUUCGACCAACGCUCUACUAUAUCAAGUGGCUAUGGAAGUAGUCUUACAGAUGAACACCGAUCUGCCACAAUGUUUCAGUUGAGCCUGCUCGACAAGGUCACGACAAUUGUGGCAGUGCCAGACAAGGGCACAGUGAGGGAUGCUGUUCAACCCUGGGUGAAGAAGUUUGGUUAUGAUUUCGACACCAUUCAGCUGAGAUAUAAACAAAACUUUUGUCGUAUCAACAUGGAUCUCUCAGCUGACAUUUUGACUGGACAGCACGUCAUUGCAAUCGAAACAAAGAAUAGCUUCAUUGCCAUAUUCCCUGACCAAGAAGACAAGAUCCUGCCUGCUGAUAGCUCCAAAAGCAUCAAAGAAGUUUGGGUAUCAGUUCUGGGGGAUAUGGACAGGAAGUUCGAAGUGUACCUUGAGGAUUCACCAGAUCCCCUUGACCUCAGGAUGAAUGCGUCCCUACUAGCGGGACAGAGGGUGAUUGUCAAACACUACAACUGUACAAUACAAUUUAAAUCCACUCUGGAUUCUAAACAUCUUACGUGUACGUCCAACCCGACUCUAUCAAUUGCAAGUGGCUAUGGAAGUGAUACAGAUGGCACGCAUGAUAUGAAUCACUUUUCGAAGAUAGCUAUACUCCACUCCGACGGGCUUUCUGACCAACAUGACUCAACCUCAAGAGACCGCUGGAUCAGUAAUAGGAGAAAACCAAAAAGGUUGCUAAGUGUUAAAAAGUACUCGAAGCGAACAGCCCAUACAUUUGAGAUUGUCAGAGAGGUGAAUGAAAGAGGAGAGAUAGGAAAAUGUGGAUUUUAUCUUCAUAAUGAAAGGCCAUCUGUUAUUAGGCACAUUGUUCCAGGUGGGUUAGCUGACAAAGUAGGACUCAAAAAUGAAGAUGUGGUGGUGGCUGUCAACGGCAUUAACGUUGAGAACUUCACCCAUGAUAAAGUACUCAAGUUUUUCACAGACAACCCAGACCCAAGCAUUUUGCUCACAGUCUGCGAACCCUCCGAACCAGCCGAACCAGCGUUUCAGCACUUUGACCCUUCUAACAUAAUGAUUCAAGUUGGUACCAAUGAAAGUCUCCUCCAGUCUCCUUUCACACCCAACCAAGAAGACCCCUCCUAUCACAAAACAGAUGAUUAAUAGAGUGCACCCCGUGAUGUACUGAUGUUUUAAUGCAUUACUAAUAGUGUCAUUCGGUUUUUGUUUUAUUUUUGUAUAUGUAUGUGACCCAAAUUUAUUUUACGCUCUUUUUGCAUCGCUACUUUA